UGACACAAGUUUCUUCUACCCUGGCGGGGCCUCAACCCUGGGCCAGUGGGGGUGGCCUGCCUCCCUCCACUGCCCAACUCAGCCCAGGUGGGUCCCCCAUUCCACAAGCCCCAGUUCCACUCCUGUCCCUAUAGCCAGGGCAGAGCCAGAGGGAGGCAAGCCAAGGAUGAUGGAAUCCCCUUCAUCCCCUGCUCUGCAGUGUUUCCUGGCUGAGGCCAGGGUGAACCACCCCCUGGAAAGAGGGAUUCAGGAGCUGAGCCUGGGAGACCAAGAUGCCCCAUCCAACUUCUGCCAGGCAUCCAUUCAUCAGAGGCUUGGGAUCUUUCUCACCAGACCUGGGAACAGUGAACUGGAAGAGAGGCCAGCUUCUCCAAAGUCCCUGAACCUCCCUGCCCCGGGAUCAACAUCAAGAGACAGUGGUUCGCCCCUCACCAUAGAAAGUGACAUGGACCUCACAGCCAAUCUGCUGCCCUCUGGUGGGAUGCACUCCCAUCGGCUCACCUUUCGGACCCCAGUUACUGAGAGCACUCUUGGUCCGCACUUGCCCAAUCCCUCACUUCCUGGGAGCCCCAGUUCACAGGUCCAGGAUAAGGAAGAGGUCAGCUCAUGCCCCUUUGGGUCUAAGGCCCUGAGCCUCACAUCUACUUUACCGUUCAGCUUGGGUACCAGCCGGUCCAUCUUCUUGGAGCCCCGGAAGCCACUGAGGGGAGACCCUGCACCUGAGAAGUACUGGGGUCAGGCACACCCCUGGGCAGGGACUCCCAGUCUGAACCCAAACUCUAGACUAGGUCUUGUUCCUACCACUCUGCCCUGGGUUCGGGAUAAACCCUGGACCUUGCCUGCUGACUCCUCUGUGUUACAGAGGGAGGUACCUGAGACUCCAAGGGCCCCUCCCAUUCCUGUGGAAGUGGUGAUGGGCAAAGAUCCAACAGUAAUAACCCCUGGGGCGCAGGGAGAGCCCUUGGACUUAGGGGCUGAACUCCAGGGAAGGGAGCAGGGAGGGGUAUCCUCAGAGGGACCUGGAGAGGAAGCAGGAGAGGGUGAGGAUAGACCAAUGGACAGUAGGGCCAGUUUAAGUGGGGGAGACUGCAAGACGGACAGUCAAAAGCUAAAACUAGGUCAGGAGUGUUGGGUCAGUUCCCUGAAACCCUCUGUGGAAGAUAGCUAUGGGCGCCAAGUGAGAGAGGCAGGCUGCAUGCUUUUGGAAUGGUUUCGAUGCGUCUUCCUGGACAGUGACAAUCACAGUUUCUCCCUGCUCGACUCUGGCCUGGCCUUGACCACUGGUGGCCUUACCAUGAAUGCUGGCAGCCAGGAACACCCGGCUCUGCGUGUGGCCUUCCUAACUAUGAGGAAUGGCAGGAAGCUAGGCAUGGCAUUCCCUGGUUCCAACCUCUUCUACUACUACUCCCUGGGCCUUAACUUCUUUGUCACUGCUCAGCUCAGCAGCCACUGGUUCCGAGUUCAAGACCGUGUCACUGGUGAGCAGAUGCUGAUGAAGAAGGUGCCUGUGGUCUCCGACUGGCAGAAGAUGCUUCAUCACUUCCUAUUCCUUCCCCCGGGGCCGGGACUUCUGGUACCCUACGCAGUCCUGUAUGACCGCCAGGGCUCUCUGCUCUACCUUAUGGAGGACCCUGGAGUUCUAACUGUGGGGCAGCCACCAGCAGGUCAGCAGCUGGACAGACUGAAGUGCCUCCUGGAGAUUCUCAGCUUCCUGCAAUUCUGCCAACACCACGGCUUGCAGCUUGAGGAAGUGGACUCAGGCCUGCUUUAUACCCACCAGGGAAUCUGUUUUGACCCCAGUGGACUCAGCAGCAAUGAAGGACUUUAUGUUUUCAGAAAGACUUUGAGAAAUGCGCUCCGGCUGGCGUGGAACACCCCACAGGAGGACACCCCAGCAGCAGAGGCCCUGUUGGAACAGAUGUGGAGGUGGCUGGAGGAGGACAUCAGGGGCGAUGAAGAGGAUCUGGAGGAGGCCACUACUUCUCUUGACCACCCUGGCAUCCCAUGAACGGAGGCCCCUGCCAGACCUCAGGGAACAGUGGGACACAGCACUUUAUAGCACCAAAGCAUUCUGACCUUCUAAAGUCAGAAUUGUCUCUCCAGAUUGUUUUUCACUGCCCGUUUCACAGAUGGGAGACAACUUACUCUCAGGUCACCCCAGCUGGCCUGGGGCUACCUCCAACACGAGAAACUUAAGCAUCCUGAUUCCCAGCAUACCAAGGACCAGCUCCUGUUUUCUUCCUGAUCUGCCUUAUGGGGGGAGAACUCUGGGUCACUCUCAGGACUUUGCCCAGGGACAUGCUGGCCAUAUUUUACUCUCAAGGAACCCCAGUGCUCACAUGCUGAGUACCCCAGCCCAGACUUCCUCACCUCAGGGUUAAGGUCCUGGGUUCUCCACUCCAGUGACUACCUGCUCCAAGAACUUGGAGGAGGGGGCUGCUUGCCCCACCCCAAGAGGCACAGGUAGUCUGGGAUCUCUUCAGCCUCUCACAGAAGUGCCCACGGAAGGUGGGCCACCAGGGUUUUCCCGAAGAGAAGGGAACAUUCCUGGGGGCCACCAUGGUGCUGUUUUUAUUUGGAAAAUAAAUUCCCAAGGAAAACA
This is a messenger RNA of Vombatus ursinus (common wombat), 2602 nucleotides long. RefSeq lists its product as uncharacterized. Lineage: Eukaryota; Metazoa; Chordata; Mammalia; Diprotodontia; Vombatidae. The transcript is spliced from 8 exons. The record is from RefSeq and is a predicted model, not a curated record. Bases 167 to 2008 code for a protein of 613 amino acids.